UUCUCUAGUCAGUCAGUUCUAGUUUCUUAUUAUUAUGACGUUAGAGACUAAUUUUACCUUUCAAAGUGUGAACAUUAAAGGAAUUACCACGAGUUACCCUUUACAAUUUUAGAACAAUGGAACUUUAAUCUUAUUCCUAGUAGUAUUUACUGUUACUUCUAGGGUCCUAAUGAGUGAAAGCAGGAACUUAACCUGCAAUCGAUCCGCCGCUCCCUAAUCCAGAUGCUAGACGACUUCGAAGCCGCCGACUGCACACGUUGCAAACUCAUCAAGUGCCGCUGCGAGCCCAACGGACCGACACCUCCGCUGUCCAUUACUGGGUCGAUACCGUCCGUUACUGGGCUUGGAUUGACAGAGGGUCGCAAUGAGCCGAUAUCACCACGGUCCUUCGCUGAGGCUACAGCGUUGGGCGGUCAAGAACUAAAAUCACCGCCAGCUAUCAACCUCCCGCGCCCAGAAUUCCAUUCCAGCAGCGAAUCCAACGAGCAAGCCAACCAGCCAAUCAAAGACGUCGAAUCCUGGGUCAGAGCCAGCACCCCCAACCCUAACAAAACUGAAUCCCCCGGCUCCAAGCCCUACGCCAGCAUUACAUAUUCUUGGGCUCCAGCCCCUAGGUCCGUCUGGAAUGAUUAUAAAGACAAAAUCAAUAGGCCAGAAAUCAAUACGGCGACAGUCAGCCAAAGUGGAAAUGUUCAGGAUUUUUUUAAGUCGUUUAAUGUGAAUAUGUAUACUGUUGGGGAUAAAUCAUAUGUCCAAAAUAGGGCUUUGAUGCAGAAAUUAAAGAUCAUGGCUAGUAAGCAGUCAGGAUAUACUUAUUUCUAAAGCCACAUAUAUGGUCAAUUCAAAGUUUCAUUAUGAUAUUUUAAUGAAGCCAUUUGGUUAUUAAUUGCUAAUGCAUGAGCUCAUGCUUGUCCGCAUACCCCAUUUCAUUUACCAUGGCGGGAUUCCACUUGAAACUGCACAAAGAUAAGGCCGGCUCCCCACUGCUGCGCACGCUAUGUAAACGACCCACGUUCCUACACAAAAUUUCGUGGGCUGUUUGUAUUAAAACCUGGGCCGUGGAUGUAGCGUGCGCAGCAAUGGGGCGCCGGCCUAACCAUUAUAUGGAUCUAUUG
Messenger RNA from Cydia pomonella (codling moth), 1115 nucleotides. RefSeq lists its product as uncharacterized. Bases 223 to 822 code for a protein of 199 amino acids. NCBI's taxonomy places the organism in Eukaryota, Metazoa, Arthropoda, Insecta, Lepidoptera, Tortricidae. The transcript is spliced from 3 exons. The record is from RefSeq and is a predicted model, not a curated record.